Messenger RNA from Cucumis melo (muskmelon), 1737 nucleotides. Its product is annotated as DEAD-box ATP-dependent RNA helicase 10. Lineage: Eukaryota; Viridiplantae; Streptophyta; Magnoliopsida; Cucurbitales; Cucurbitaceae. The coding region runs from base 255 to 1604 and encodes 449 amino acids. The record is from RefSeq and is a predicted model, not a curated record. Gene Ontology annotation, molecular function: ATP binding; nucleic acid binding; RNA helicase activity. The transcript is spliced from 14 exons.
UUCAUAAUAAUAUCUACUAGAGGAAAAGCCCGCGGGGACCGAUAGAGAGGGAAACUUGCUGCCGCCGGUGACUGAAACCCAGGGCUGGAAUCUCCGUGUGUCUUGGUUUUUCCGGUAGCAUCAUACGGCGGUUGUAGCUGUGUUUCACGGUGGGUUUUUGAUUAAUCACUAGUGGUUUAGCUCGUGAGGUGAUUUUCACGGGGCGUAUUCGUUUGAAGCUCACGCUGUUCUAGCUUUGAGAUUGAGCAGUGGCAAUGGAGCAAGACAAUGAAGAAGAGGUGAAGACGUUUCAGAGCUUAGGGAUAUGUGAGCAAUUGGUGGAGGCAUGUGACAGUUUAGGCUGGAAAAAUCCAUCAAAGAUUCAGGCGGAGGCGAUUCCUCAUGCCCUAGAAGGAAAGGAUUUAAUUGGACUUGCACAAACUGGUUCUGGGAAAACUGGAGCUUUUGCUCUGCCCAUUUUGCAAGCCCUAUUGGAAGCUCCCCAAGCAUUUUUUGCCUGUGUGCUCUCUCCCACAAGGGAGCUUGCAAUUCAGAUAGCUGAGCAGUUUGAAGCUUUAGGUUCUGGCAUUGGUAUUAAGUGUGCAGUGCUCGUCGGAGGGGUAGACAUGGUGCAGCAAGCCAUUAACCUGGCAAAACGGCCACAUAUUGUUGUUGGGACACCUGGACGCCUUGUGGACCAUCUAACCAAUACAAAGGGGUUUUCCCUGCGCACAUUGAAGUAUCUAGUCCUUGAUGAGGCAGAUAGGUUAUUGAAUGAAGACUUCGAAAAGUCAAUAGAUGAAAUUUUGAAUGAAAUUCCUCGUGAGAGGAGAACAUAUCUAUUUUCUGCUACUAUGACCAAAAAGGUUCGGAAACUUCAAAGAGCAUGCUUAAGGAACCCUGUUAAGAUUGAAGCAGCAACCAAAUAUUCCACAGUCGACACAUUGAAGCAGCAAUAUUGUUUUAUCCCUGCGAAAUAUAAGGAGUGUUAUCUUGUCUAUAUCUUGACUGAGAUGUCUGGUUCAACCUCAAUGGUCUUCACUCGCACUUGUGAUGCCACUCGCCUUCUGUCAUUGAUUCUUCGAAAUCUUGGAUUAAGAGCCAUACCCAUAAGUGGUCAGAUGACCCAGGCGAAGCGACUGGGAGCCUUAAAUAAGUUCAAGGCUGGAGAGUGCAAUAUUCUCAUUUGCACUGAUGUGGCUAGCAGAGGACUUGAUAUUCCAUCUGUGGAUAUGGUCAUAAAUUAUGAUAUUCCUUCAAAUUCCAAGGAUUACAUACAUAGAGUUGGAAGAACUGCUCGUGCAGGUCGUUCUGGGGUUGCCAUUUCGUUGGUUAAUCAGUAUGAGUUAGAGUGGUAUAUACAGAUAGAGAAGCUCAUAGGGAAAAAACUACCGCAGUUUUCCGCCCAAGAAGAGGAAGUUUUGAUGCUGUUAGAGCGUGUGACAGAGGCAAAGAGAAUAUCUCUCAUGAAAAUCAAAGAAACUGGUGGUAAAAAGAGGAGGCGAGGUGGGGAUGACGAAGAUGACAACGACAAUAAUGAUGUUGAAAAGUAUCUGCGCAAGACCGGAAAGGGUGGGAAAAUGUCCAAGAAUGGUAAAACGUCAAAGAAGAUGAAAAGAAAAUGAGUCUAUUAUUUAUAUCUAUAAUUUGGCAGAGUUUUGAUUCUUUUUGCUUCAAAUUUUGAUAUAGUUUCAGGCGAAUGUGAAUGUUCUAACUUCAAUGCAAAUCAUUAAUGAAUGAGCAAAUUUUGUCCAUGUA